AAAGUCGAGGGAGUAUGCAGCGCACGCCGAGCACGUCGGAGCGUACGCCGCUCGUACAGCCCGCCUAUGUGUUCGAGUCCAGCAUCUCACGCAGCUACCAGAAACGUCUGCGCAACUUCCAGUGCUUCGUCUGUAUUGUCCUCAUUGUGCUGCUAUCGGUGACGCUGCUGGUCACUGUAGGCUACAACCUGGGCCUGGAGACCAGCGCGCUUGAAAACGAACAAGAUGACAACACGACCCUGCCCGCUACAUUACUGCCUCUACUCAAAAUGACAUGGCCACUAUCAGGAAAGCCAUCAGCAGCAUGGAUGAGUGAGCAUCCGAGCAGCGAGGCCGUGGCUUCCGCAGUGACUGCCGGCCAGGAGGCUCUGGCAGCCAGACGGAAGCUGGAAUCCGGGUUGGUGCCGCUUGCCAUGGAUACGCCAGCGGCGCGGGCGCAGCGCGCAGCUGCCACCAAAGCUGCCGUCAAGCCAUUAGCAGAGUCUGCAUUUGCUGCUGAACACGCUACCAGGGUCCUCGCCAAUGGUACGAAUCCUUCACUGAGAGAGGGCGGCGUGGGCGUGGGGCCCGCCACCAACGGAUCGUUUGCGGAGCCCGCCUACUGCAGGCCCCCGACUGAGCCCUGCGUGAUGUCCAAGUAUCGCACGCUGGAUGGCACGUGUAACAAUAUCAAUAAUCCUCUCACAUGGGGCGUCUCCAACACACCAUUCAGAAGAGUACUUCCACCUGAUUACGGAGAUGGGAUCAGUUCCCCACGCAUGGGCGUGGGCGGCGCGGAACUGCCCAGUGCUCGCGACGUGAGCGUGACAGUGCAUCGGCCGAGCUACGCCCACGACACAACAUUUACGGUGAUGCUGGCCGUGUGGGGACAGUUCGUCGACCAUGAUAUCACCGCCACAGCACUCAGCAAGGGUGAGAACAGCAGCGCACUGUCGUGUUGUGCGCCGGACGCAGAGCUGACGCACCCGGAGUGCUUCCCAGUGCGACUGGACGUGGAGGACCCCUUCUACCAGGACUACAACCUCACAUGUAUGGAGUUCGUCAGGUCCGCUCCCGCGCCCACCUGCCAUUUUGGUGUAAGAGAGCAGUUGAACCAGGCCUCAGCGUUCAUUGACGCGUCCACAGUGUACAGCUUCACGGAGUCUAAGGCAACACAGCUGCGGCUUGGUGUCUCGGGCCAGCUCAAAAUGCUGAAAAUAGGUCCCUGGGAACUGUUACCUCCCUCCACAGAUCCCAACGACGGCUGCAACACUGUCGAGAUGACUGCAAAGGGACGGUAUUGCUUCGAGUCAGGUGACGACAGAGCUAACGAGAACCUACAUUUAACGACGAUGCACCUGAUCUGGGCGCGGCAACACAACCGUGUGGCGAGUGCGCUGGCCGCCCUCAACCCCGGCUGGGAUGACGACGUCCUCUACCAGGAGUCGCGGCGCAUCCUCGGCGCUCAGAUGCAGCACAUCACCUACGCUGAAUUCCUGCCCGCUAUACUCGGUAUGGAUGUGAUGUGGGCACUGAACCUGACUCUGCAGACGGAGGGAUACACCAGCGCCUACGACCCCGACGUCGACCCCUCCAUUGCUAACCACUUCUCCGCAGCCGCUUUCAGAUUUGCUCAUACAUUGCUACCGGGUCUGAUUAGGAACGUGGACGCUGCGAACGGCACAGUGAACUACGUACACCUGCACGAGAUGUUGUUCAAUCCGUACGCGCUGUACCUCGCCCGCGGCACCACCCUCUCCGUCAGCUCCGCCAUCAACACCCCCGUGCACAGCGUCGACCCUCACGUCACCACUGAGCUCAGCAACCACUUAUUCGAGCGUCCAUUAGUACUGAAUAUAUCCUCUGUACCGGUGAAGAAGCCCGGCCCCUGCGGUCUAGAUCUCAUCUCGCUGAACAUCCAGCGCGGCCGGGACCACGGCCUGCCCUCCUAUCCCGCCUGGAGGGAGCACUGCGGCCUCUCCAGACCGAAGACCUUCGAAGACCUCAACGAGAUAUUCGAUGAAUUGUCACUCAGUCGGAUUUGCAAGAUUUAUAAAAAUGUGGACGACAUCGACCUGUACACAGGCGCGUUGGCAGAGCAGCCACACGGCCGUCUUCUAGGACCUACCCUGACUUGUCUGCUGGCUGACCAGUUCUUAAGGCUCAAGAUCGGCGACCGCUUCUGGUAUGAGACCGAUGACCCGCAGGUCUCUUUCACUAUGGAGCAACUGCAGGAGAUAAGGAAAACGACUCUUGGCAGCGUAAUUUGCGCCAACGAGGAUCUCCUAGACCAGGCUCAGCCGAGAGUGAUGGAGGCUCCGAGUGCCACCAACCCGCUGGUCGACUGCAAGGAGUUGCCACAACCAGACUUCACACCUUGGAAAGUACCUGGACCAGUUAUACCUGCACCUAAAAAACCCUCAAAGAAAGAUAAAAAAAUAAAACCAAAAAAGUUAUUGUAGU
Messenger RNA from Papilio machaon (common yellow swallowtail), 2442 nucleotides. RefSeq names its product peroxidase (gene cd). The record is from RefSeq and is a predicted model, not a curated record. Gene Ontology annotation, molecular function: peroxidase activity; heme binding. Bases 15 to 2441 code for a protein of 808 amino acids. The transcript is spliced from 13 exons. Lineage: Eukaryota; Metazoa; Arthropoda; Insecta; Lepidoptera; Papilionidae. Gene Ontology annotation, biological process: response to oxidative stress.